Molecule: messenger RNA, 819 nt
Organism: Protopolystoma xenopodis
Lineage: Eukaryota; Metazoa; Platyhelminthes; Monogenea; Polystomatidea; Polystomatidae
Source: the annotation of a GenBank genome assembly
AUGCCCAGUUGCAUAGCCGGACAUGUCCAUUGUGAACCCCUUCCUGAUUGUAACUGCAAAUACACCGCCUGGUCCUCCUGGUCGCCAUGUCAACCGACUUGUGGUCCCACAAGCCGACGUUUUCGCCAUCGGCAGAUAGCGAAGCCGGCGCGUGGCCGUGGCACACCUUGUCUACAUGUGGAUACCGAAAAUAUAACUUUCAGCUCAGUUUCAAGUGAAACAGUUGCUCCAACUGUCUCCAGCCUAAACGAGAAUCGUCUAAUCGAGACGACCAUGUGCUCCGAGGCGCCCGACUGCCCGAGCUGCUAUGACAAAGAGACCGGAAUUCGUUAUCCAGCCGGCGCAAGAGUACCGGUGCUAGGCGACGCCUGUUUGACGGCCUUUUGCAGCUGGACAGGCGCCGUGGUGAUGAUGUUGAAGCCGGAGCAGACCUCAGAGAUGCAGAAUAAUGAAGAUGCGAGGGGAGUUGUCGCUGAAGGACCCCCGGUCAUGUAUGGAGCCCGGCCCCCGCCGGCCUGGUCAGUCUGGUCUGAGUGGUCCGAAUGCCUUGGAACCUCAAGCGCGCUGAAAGACUGGUCACUGGGACAGGUUCAAGCAGAGGAGAGUACCAAUUUGGACACGGGUCUUUUUAGCAAAGCGAUACGACGCCGUGUCUGUUUGGACGUCUGUACAGGCAAGUCGUCCACGAGGUGUCCCGGAUCUGGCUACGAGGUCAAGUCUUGUGAACCAGUCGUCUGUCAUGUGAGUUGUAUGCAUAGUCAUAUAGGAUAUUUGGUCUUAAAUACUACUCACGAGUAUGAAUGGCUUGUUGUGAUCUAA